AUGGAUCGGGUGGAUUUUACCGAAAAAUGCCAAGAGGGAAUCAGAGAGGCUUGUUCAAUGUUGCGCAAUUCUUGCGAACCAACCGUGUUUCUGAAUCCUCUUCCUGACCACACACAUUCAUAUGAAAGUGAUUUUGGCAGAAUGUUAUAUACUAUUUCAAUUCUACUCAUGUUCUCAUUUGUUAUCAUUUUGUUAAUGAUUAGAUCUAUCCGAAGAACACACUCUACUGUCGAGAUGGACGCUCUUUUGGAUGCUAUGAGAUUUCGCGAGGAGCUUGAUAUUCGGGAUCGCCAACGAAGAAGGCUGAUGAAGGCGAAGACGAAAGUGACCGCUUGGCUGAAUCGCACACAAAAUAACAAUUCCGAAAAACCACCAGUUGUUGUUCGAAAGGAAAAUGAGUGGAAGGAUGAGAAACCAAGGCAGCGACAAAAUCAAAGCAUUUCAACGGUGGCAUCAGAGAUUCCAGAAAUCGUUGUGAGUAACGAUGAUUGCGUCACAGACAUCUAUCCGCGUCCACACACCCCAGCAAUCUCGCUUAUUUAUAACUUCGAAGAGGAAGAACGGUAA
Messenger RNA from Caenorhabditis bovis, 567 nucleotides. The record is from the annotation of a GenBank genome assembly. Lineage: Eukaryota; Metazoa; Nematoda; Chromadorea; Rhabditida; Rhabditidae.